AAGAUAUAUUUGCAUUAGAGGCUGUUUUGCAAAGGCUCGCAAGAUUCCCCUUAAGGAUGUGAGGGUUGCGUCAAGAAAAGAGGUUGACUAAAUUGGUUGUCUAUACGUUGGAGUUUAGAAGAGGUGAGAUGAUCGUGCUGAAACAUACGAGAUUCCGAAGGGGUUGGACAAGGGACUGAUUGUUAGAUUGCUGAUCACAUUGGGAUGGCCAUUGCCAUUACUAUUCCACAAUCUGUGGGAAGCACGGUGCACUACCAGCAGCAUCCGCGAAGUGAGAUUAUCCAAUACCAGACAGUUCGCUAUGACAUUCUGCCUCUAUCUCCUCUUUCCCUUGUCAGAAUAAAUCAAAUGAAAAGGAAAAUCCUAGUUUUAGAUUUAGAUGAAACAUUAAUUCACUCGCAUCAUGAUGGUGUGUUAAAACCAACUGUGAGGCCAGGCACGCCACCAGACUUCAUGCUAAAGGUACUUGUUGACAGGCAUCCAAUCAGAUUUUUUGUACAUAAAAGGCCUCAUGUGGACUUCUUUCUUGAAGUGGCCAGCCAGUGGUAUGAGUUGGUGAUUUUCACUGCUAGUAUGGAGAUCUAUGGUGCAGCUGUAGCAGACAAACUAGACAACAACAAGAAAAUAUUAAAUCGACGAUACUACAGACAGCACUGCACACUUGAAUUGGGCAGCUAUGUGAAAGACCUUGCAGCCAUUCACAGUGACCUCUCCAGCAUUGUAAUAUUAGACAAUUCGCCCAGUGCGUACAGGGGGCACCCAGAUAAUGCAAUUCCAAUAAAGUCUUGGUUCAGUGAUCCUGGGGAUACAGCUUUAUUAAACCUAUUACCUAUGCUUGACGCAUUAAGGUUUACGUCAGAUGUUCGGUCUGUCCUCAGUCGGAAUCUCCAUCAACACAGACUAUGGUGACAUUGCAUUCGAUAUUGCUAGUGUACCUUGUUGACAGCUGAUACCAGUCCUCUGGUGCUUUGAACAUUGUAAAGCCUGCGCACCAAGGAGGCAUUCUGAGUAUGCAUGAGGUGACAUGAGCUCAGUGGGCAGUCAAAAUCUGUUCCCUUAUGCGUGGACAGAUGUAUGUGAAUGUUACAAACAUUCAAAUCAGUGCUGAAACAGUGCAUCGUCUAAUGCAUUUUAUUAUAUCUUUGUUUAUAAAAUGGUAUUUUUGAGCUCAACUUCCCUCAUUUGUCCGAGUUGGAGGUUUUGUUUUGAUGUGUUCUGCCUUUUAAUGUUCGAUUAUGUAAAGAUAAGAUGAUAUCCACAAGAAUUAACUUAUCAGCUUAAAGGCAACCGGGUUGCUUCCCACUGAAAGGGAGUGAGGUUUCUAUUAUCUGCUCCGUCCUUCUACACAAUGCCAAGUUUUCUGCCUAGUAGUUUGACCAGACAAAGCAAUCCCAAGUCUGAGCCUAUCAAUGGUGCUAAACCACAAAUCUAGAAGAAGGCUUUGUCUGGGCCUAGAUUUUUUUUUUAAAAGUUCUCCCUAAUGUGAAGCAAUUCUGUCAAUUCAGCUUUUAUCAAAAAAGUAUUAAUGCAUAUCAAAUGAAGAAUAAAAUCUGAUUUGCAGUACAGUAAUGGAUGAUUUGUAUCAUGGCUUCAUUUGUGGCCUGAGGAGGUACAGCUUAAUUGUAACCAUCAACCUUGACUCAAUGUUUUAUUUUUCCCUAAUCCAAUGAUCAGUAUUUCCACUUAAAGCCCUGUUCAUUUCUGCCAGGGUUGCUCCAGUUAUUUUUUUUUUCAUUUUAUGUAAUCAUCUCUCUCUUCCAGCUUCUUUUUCUGGGUCUGGGUUCAAGUCUCAGCUACUCCAGAGGUGUGUCAUAACUCCCUGAACAGGUCAACUGAAAAUAUUUAUGCACAAAAUGUAACCAGGGAGGGUAUCUCCUAAUUUUCAAAUGCGACUUGCCUGAGACUAUUACUUUAACAACUGGCAUCCAGUUACUUGAAGAAUGCAAGUCUUGUGCAGUUCAAAUACAGUGGUAUUGCUGGGAGAGCUCCCUUUCUAAGACAUCAAACUGUUGGUUCAAGUUGAGCUUGAGCCCACAGCAAUAUUUAAAGAGCGGUAUAUUCUCCUGAUAACCUGGUUUACAUUUUUUCCCAAUGAUCAGGCCAACAUCAGACUAAGCUAAUCAUUCAUCUCAUUUCUGCUUGUAGGAUUUUGCAAUGUGCAAAGUAGCACCCACAUUUACCUAGAUAACCAUCUCUGUGCUUCCAAUAAAUGUUUUAUAUGGGAAACAUUGGGACAUCUGGAUAGAUGUAAACGAACGCAAUGUAAAAACAAGUGUUUUUUUUUCUAUUAUACUUCCUGAGACGAUAAGCAAUAUUUUGGAAGCGUCUUCCUUCGCCGAGAGCAUUUUUUUACAUUGAGUAAUGAGCAAAAGGAGAAUGGGUAUAUACUCAGAAAAUGAAAAUAACUUUGAGCCAAAUAGAAGAUGCCAAUGAAGACUGAAAUUGGUAAUGGAUUUAGGGUAGCAUGGUGAUUUUAGGAAUUGUGUGGUGAUGACUUGUUUUGCAUUCUGGCCAUUUAUAAAUUGAGAUUUUACAGAUACACAGGCCUUAAAAUGUCUGUGCUGCUGAUUUCUAUUUUGAUGGUACAAGACCAAAGGCUGAGUCUGGUACCAAGCAAUUGGUU
Stegostoma tigrinum is the source of this 2623-nucleotide messenger RNA. Its product is annotated as CTD nuclear envelope phosphatase 1-like. The record is from RefSeq and is a predicted model, not a curated record. The transcript is spliced from 9 exons. NCBI's taxonomy places the organism in Eukaryota, Metazoa, Chordata, Chondrichthyes, Orectolobiformes, Stegostomatidae. Bases 205 to 909 code for a protein of 234 amino acids. Gene Ontology annotation, molecular function: protein serine/threonine phosphatase activity.